AUGAGCCGCUCGGGGACUUGGGACAUGGACGGGCUGCGGGCGGACGGCGGGGCCGCUGGGGCGGCGCCGGCCUCCUCCUCGUCCUCUGUGGCGGCGCCGGGCCAGUGUCGCGGCUUCCUGUCGGCGCCGGUGUUCGCGGGGACACAUUCCGGACGCGCGGCGGCGGCAGCGGCGGCAGCAGCUGCAGCGGCGGCGGCGGCCUCCAGCUUCGCGUACCCGGGGACCUCAGAGCGCACAGGCUCCUCCUCGUCGUCGUCAUCCUCGGCUGUGAUCGCCACUCGCCCCGAGGCUCCGGUAGCUAAAGAGUGUCCUGCGCCAGCGGCCGCCGCGACCGCUGCAGCACCCCCGGGCGCUCCGGCGCUGGGCUACGGCUACCACUUCGGCAAUGGCUACUACAGCUGCCGCAUGUCGCACGGUGUGGGCUUACAACAGAACGCUCUCAAGUCGUCGCCGCACGCCUCUCUCGGAGGUUUCCCGGUGGAGAAGUACAUGGACGUGUCGGGCCUGGCGAGCAGCAGCGUACCGACCAACGAGGUGCCCGCGCGAGCCAAGGAAGUGUCCUUCUACCAGGGCUACACAAGUCCCUAUCAGCACGUGCCUGGGUACAUCGACAUGGUGUCCACUUUUGGAUCCGGGGAACCUCGGCACGAGGCGUACAUCUCCAUGGAGGGCUACCAGUCCUGGACGCUAGCCAACGGGUGGAACAGCCAGGUGUACUGUGCCAAGGACCAGCCUCAGGGGUCCCAUUUUUGGAAAUCGUCCUUUCCAGGGGAUGUGGCUUUAAAUCAGCCCGACAUGUGUGUCUACAGACGGGGAAGGAAGAAAAGGGUACCUUACACCAAACUGCAGCUCAAAGAACUGGAGAACGAGUACGCCAUUAACAAGUUCAUUAACAAGGACAAGAGGCGGCGGAUCUCGGCUGCCACCAACCUCUCGGAGAGACAAGUGACCAUUUGGUUUCAGAAUCGGAGAGUGAAAGACAAGAAAAUCGUGUCCAAGCUCAAAGACACUGUCUCCUGA
This is a messenger RNA of Alexandromys fortis (reed vole), 1020 nucleotides long. RefSeq names its product homeobox D13 (gene Hoxd13). The coding region runs from base 1 to 1020 and encodes 339 amino acids. Lineage: Eukaryota; Metazoa; Chordata; Mammalia; Rodentia; Cricetidae. Gene Ontology annotation, molecular function: DNA-binding transcription factor activity, RNA polymerase II-specific; RNA polymerase II cis-regulatory region sequence-specific DNA binding. Gene Ontology annotation, biological process: regulation of transcription by RNA polymerase II. The transcript is spliced from 2 exons. The record is from RefSeq and is a predicted model, not a curated record.